AUGGGGUUGCCGAUAUGGGAAGCCUUCGUCAGUUGGUUACGCAGUCUAUUUUUCAAGCAAGAAAUGGAGUUAUCUUUGGUUGGUCUUCAAGAUGCUGGGAAAACGUCACUGAUAAAUGUUAUUGCAACUGGUGGAUAUAGUGAAGACAUGAUUCCUACGGUAGGAUUUAAUUUGAAAAAGGUAACUAAAGGGAACGUGACAAUAAAGUUAUGGGACCUUGGAGGUCAACCAAGGUUUCGCAGUAUGUGGGAGAGAUACUGUCGUGCUGUUUCAGCAGUUGUAUAUGUUGUUGACGCAGCUGAUUAUGACAAUUUACCUGUCUCUAAAAAUGAACUUCAUGACUUGUUGAGCAAACCUUCUUUAGAUGGGGUUCCCAUUCUAAUUUUGGGCAAUAAGAUUGACAAACCUGGGGCAUUGUCCAAGCAAGACCUGAUAGAUCAGAUGGGACUGAAAUUCAUCAAUGAUAGAGAAGUUUGUUGCUUCAUGAUCUCCUGUAAAAACUCCACCAAUAUUGAUACAGUUGUUGAUUGGCUUGUAAAAAAUUCUAAAUCAAUAAACUGA
Messenger RNA from Sphenostylis stenocarpa, 561 nucleotides. Lineage: Eukaryota; Viridiplantae; Streptophyta; Magnoliopsida; Fabales; Fabaceae. The record is from the annotation of a GenBank genome assembly.